AUGAAGCUGGCAAGGGGACCUUAUCGUCCUUACAUUUCGCAGAAUGUGCUAUCGCAGCUGCUAACUGAGCGUAUAUCCAAAGUCGACUACUUUUUUGCUUCCAUGCUUUUUCUCUCCUUUUUAGUUCGCCAAUAUUUAAAGUUUGAUGAAUUAUUGGGACCUAGCGACUCUGAAAGUGACAUACUGAAAGCGCUCGAUCAUUACAAAAGGAAUGAAUUCUUUCUUUCGACGUCACCCCCACUAGGAAUUCAAUUCCUAUACGCCCUUUCGAAUGUGUGUGGGGGCGUAUCCAUUAAAUUACUGAGACGCGUUUCGGUUUCAACAGGAUCGCUUACAAUCUCACUGAUAUACCUCUCACUUAGAAAAUCGAAGGUAUCAAGAAUAAUUUCCUUGGCUAUUAGCUUCAUGUUUUCUCACCUUCCUUUGUUUGAGGAUGAGGCACGUUCCGCAUCCUUGAAUAUUCUCGAAAUGAUGUUCCUUUCCCUCACUUUAUUCGCCUGGUUUUCAUUCGAACAAGCACAGAGUUUUACAAAAGGCUGGCUCUCCAAACUUAUUAUUUUGGGAUUGAGCAUUGGUUUCUUGAUUUCAACGAAAACCAUUGGGUUUAUAACAUGGUUAUGGAUAAUUAUCCUCUGUUUAAAACAAAUGUGGGAUAUCAUUGGUGACUUGCGAUUCUCUAACAAGGAAAUCUUAUAUCAUGGAUUUCUAAGAUUCAUUGCCCUUAUUCUAAUGCCACUGAUGAUAUUUACGUCCAGCUACUAUCAUCAUAUUUCCAUUUCAUGCAAUCACAGUCAAGUGUUUUCCAGCUUUAUGUCCCCAUAUUUUAAGGCAAAUCUCCUCCCAGAAAGUCUCCCCCCUCCAGACAUUGUGUACUAUGGAAGCAGUGUUCUUAUUCGCCAUCAAAAAUCACUCGCAGGAUAUCUGCAUUCUCAUAAUUACACAUAUCGUGGUGGGUCUCAGGAACAGCAAGUUACUUUAUAUGACUAUGCAAAUGAUGCAGAUAACGAAUGGAUUAUUGAGCCCGAAAACGAAGACAAGGCAUCUGUUAAUGGUACACUUCGUGAACCAAUUCCUGUUAAGAACAAGGAAUUCAUCAAACUCAGACAUCGCGUGUCAGGGAAACUACUUAGAUCAUCGAAUGCAAAACCUCCCGUGAGUGAACAAGACUAUGACAAAGAAGUAGCAUGUACCGGAGAUUCAGAGUAUAAAGGUAACGCCGAUGAGCUUUGGCGUAUAAAGUUCAUACGAGGGAAAACGGGUUACCGUGAAUCUCUUUCUCCCGUCAUUAUUGAGUUUCAACUAGAGAAUAAAGGCCAAGGCUGUACGCUUUUGAGUCACGACUUGAGACUCCCCGAUUGGGGAUUUGAACAGCAGGAAGUUUUAUGCGUUGACCCACCGACCUUGGAACGGACCUUAUUUUACGUGGAAAGAUCGAAUUUGUAUAGCAAGCCAGGGGCUUUUCUCAGAUAUCCCCGCGAGUGGUCUGUCAUUCGAUUUGCCAAACUUUUUGUGGAGUAUCUUCUCAAGCAGAUCAAGUAUGAUUACUAUGUCAAAAAUUACAAACAAACUGGAGAUGUUCCAGUAGAGCGGUGGAUUUGGUUUACACAUACAACAAAUUUUGAGAACAUGUUAUGGUUGUCGCCACUUCUCUGUUCGUUAUUCUUCGUGCUGGUUGUGCUCCAUGACUUGACUACUUGGAACCCAUGGUCUCCCAGCAACGAAGUCAUUUCAUGCAAUAAGUAUUUAUACAAAGAAAAUUGCAUGAAGUCAUUUCUAGGCUGGCUUUUGCAUUAUCACAUUUUUACCAAAAGCAAGCACGAAAAUCUAUACUUGGUCCAGUAUCUACCAAGUUACCUCCUGAGCCUUUUUCUGGCCGCACAUUCAUUAAACUUUUUGUGGUGUCAUGGAAGAUUCAGUGCGUUAAUUUCCGCCUCUAUCCUCUGUUUCAUGUUAUGUGUGUGUAUGUUGCGCCUCUGA
Lachancea fermentati is the source of this 1977-nucleotide messenger RNA. Lineage: Eukaryota; Fungi; Ascomycota; Saccharomycetes; Saccharomycetales; Saccharomycetaceae. The record is from the annotation of a GenBank genome assembly.